CUUUUUCUGGCCUUCUUUGUCAGAAUCUCCCACUUCUUCCAUUUUCUAGGGUUUCUCUCUCUCCCUUCUUGCAGAGCUGCAAGGGAAAACAAAAUGGGGUCUGCCGCCUUACCGGGCGAGAUGCUACAGACCAGCUUCGAAGAUUUUCAACAGCAGACAUCGUUGAUGACAAGUUGUACUCUGUUAUGGAAGGAGCUCUCUGAUCACUUCUCCUCGUUAGAGCAAGAUCUCCUGAAGAAAUCUGAAGCUUUGAAGGAGAAGAUUAAGAACCUAGAUAACAAGACUAAGGAAACCCUUGACGUUCUUGAGAAGCGUGAGGUUUCCAUCGAUGGAACCGUUGAACAGGCGCUUGCCAAAGUUGAGGAACGCAAGGAGGCGGCUUUGAUUGCGAUGCAGAAAGGCGGGAAGGAGGAGUUUGGUGAUGGUGAAGAUGGUGUUCUAUUGAAGUUGAGAUCCUUUUGUACGAAGAUGGAUUCUGCGGGUUUUUGGAAGUUUGUGACUGUCAGGAAGAAAGAAAUAGACGCGCUUCGAGUUAAGAUCCCAUUAGCGUUGUCUGAUUGCAUUGAUCCUCCGAAGUUUGUUAUUGAGGCGAUUUCGGAGGUUUUCCCUGUUGACAAGAGGGCUGAGAAGACUGAGCGGACGAACGAUCUGGGUUGGGCUUGUGUGUUGAUUCUGGAGUCGCUCAUUCCUGUUGUGGCGGAUCCUGUUCUUGGGAAUUCACGCCCCGUAGUGACGCCGAAGGUGAAGGAAACGGCAAAGGAGAUUGCUGCUACUUGGAAGGAGAGUUUGGAGCAGCGUGGAGGGAUCGAAAAUGUCAAAACGCCGGAUGUUCACACGUUUAUACAGCACUUGGUGACCUUCGGGAUUGUCUCCAAGGAGGACGCCGAUUUGUAUCGGAAGAUCGUGGUUGCUAAUGCUUGGCGGAAGCAGAUGCCCAAACUUGCGGUUUCACUUGGACUAGGAGAUAAAAUGGCUGACAUGAUUGAAGAAUUAAUUAGUAGAGGGCAGCAGGUUGAUGCAGUGCAUUUUACCUAUGAGGUCGGUCUUGUAGACAAGUUUCCACCUAUUCCACUACUAAAGGCUUACUUGAAGGAUUCAAAGAAGGUUGCAAAUUCUAUUUUGGAGGAUCGUAACAACCCUGGAAAAGCAGCGCAUCUAGCUGGACGUAAGGAGCAGUCGGCACUUCGGGCUGUCAUCAAGUGCAUUGAAGAGUACAAACUUGAAUCUGAUUUUCCACCAGAAACACUCCGGAAGCGCCUUGAACAACUAGAAAAGGCCAAGACUGAAAAGAAAAAGCCAGCUGCAGUUCCUGCCAACAAGAGAACACGAGCCAGUAAUGGAGGCCCCAUGCCUCCGGCCAAGGCUGGCCGCCUGGCAAAUGCAUAUGUAUCCUCUUUCCCAGCAGCCCCUACAUUUGUGCGGUCUCCUUCCCAUGGGCAAUACCCUACUGGAGUCCCUCCUUACGCUUACGAGAGAUCAGCAGCACCGACCAUGUAUGGCAGCAGGAGUCCUCCAGCUGUUAGGGACCAUUAUGGUUACCCUCCAGAAGAAGCAGCUCCUCCUCUUGCUGGGUCUUAUCCAGGAGCUCCCAUAAAUUAUUCAGCGUAUAGUGGCUAUGGCAAUGGUUUGGUACCGGGGUAUCAACAGGCAUACUACCGAUAGGACAUAAGGUCCGGAUCAUGCGAGAGAUCAAAAAGAUGGUAACACUGAUGAUGACCUCAACCUCUUUUGCUUCCAAUGGUUUGUAGUCACUAACCAUGUAUGUAUCUAAGUUUGUGUGUUGUGAUUAAUGGGUCUAUGUCUUGUUCAAAAUGAAGUUGUAUUUCUAGUCUUUGAUCAAAACUUGUAGUAUUAGGUGGUUGUGAAAAGUACUUAAAAAAAGGCAGUUUAACUCAGACGACUCGGGGAACACCAUUUGAUGUAAUUGCUAUGUCAAUGGGAAAGAUCCAAGCAAGUCUUUGCUUUGUUUGAAUAAGUGAAACA
This is a messenger RNA of Nelumbo nucifera (sacred lotus), 1983 nucleotides long. Its product is annotated as FRIGIDA-like protein 4a. The record is from RefSeq and is a predicted model, not a curated record. Lineage: Eukaryota; Viridiplantae; Streptophyta; Magnoliopsida; Proteales; Nelumbonaceae.